CAUACAUCGAUAAAAAUAAAUAUCGCCCAUCCAUAAUUACUUUCGGCUUUUGUUUUCUAGUAAAAUAUUGCCGUUUGUACAUAUAUGCACCGAUAUCGUUAAAUAAUUAUGUUGCCUAGUGAUAUUAGGAAUAAGAUGGAGAAAAAGGUCGAUGAAAAAUUAGACAGUCUGACCAACUAUGUGCCAUUCAUUAAUUACUUGCUGGAAUUAGAUAAUGUUAAAUACAAAAAAUUUGAAGAUAUACAACAUUGGAUAAUAUCUAGAAAGAGGUACCCGAUGAAUGUACUACAAAAGAUUGAGCAGUCGAUCAUAACGCAGUACAGAAAUUUGUUUUUGGAUGAUGUGAAAGUCCCCAAAAAUAUUAUGGAUAUUUUUAAUACACAUGCGCAUGUUAAAUGCUUUAGUGUAAAUUUGUGCUCCGAUGACGAAGAUAACGCUGAAAACUCAUCGGAUAUUGAAGAGGAUGACGAUGAUGUUAUUAUCGUGUCCAUAUCACCAAAUGAACAAGAUAAAGUGCAGCCACCAACAGAAAAACCGAAUCAAUGUGUUAAAAGCAAUGAUGAAGAGACAUCCUCAGCUCGUAGUAAAACCAAAGAACAGGAAGUGACUUCCAAGCCCGCUUUAGAACCUUGCAUAAUUGACGAACCAAUAUGCUUAGAUUCGGAUGACGAUGAAGUAUUGAUUGAUACAGUUCCAAACGAUGAUGAAUUAUGUGUCAAGAAGGAGCAACUUUUUAAGCGGAGGGGAGAUUUUAUAGACAGUGUUGAAGAGAAAGAAGAAAGUAAAGAAAAUGAAAUAGAUGCAAUUAUUCAAAGGUAUGCGAAUCAACCAAAUGAAUUGAGCAAAGAUAAGGGUAAACCAAUUGAGGUUGUUCAAUUGCACCACAUGCGGAAGGCGGAUUUAGAUUUGGAGAACAUGAAUACAGAUAAGUUGAAUCAUAUCUAUGAGGAUUUAACAAAGGAAAUUGAAAUUGAUGUCGAGCAAUUGCUGAAAAGUGUAAACUUGACUUCCACGGAAAAAGAAAAUAAUACAAAUAAUUUGCCAUAUGAGGAUUUUUAUAGUUCACCAAAUUGCACAAAUAAGUCUACGUAUGAGGAUUUUAUUAGUUCAACCCACUACACAAAUACAGGUGUAUCUGUGACUCCUUAUCCUGUAGUGAAUUCAAACGUAAUACAACCCAAUAUAUAUAGUAUACGACCUCCUAUAUUGCCACCACAGACACCGCUUAGAUUAAAUUUAAAAGACCCGCGAAUCGUUAAAUUAUUAGAAAAAAGUAAUACUUUGCAAAUGAUUUCAAUGGGCAUGCCCAUAAGAAACGUAACUACAUCGACGGAAUUGCCGAAAUCUGAGCCAAAAACAUAUGGUGAUUAUAAACGGGAAAAAGCGGAGAAAGCGAAAAAGGCUGAGGAACUGAGGAGAAGAGAAGAAGCGAGGAAAGCCGAAGAAUUAAGAAGAAUAGAGGAAGCUAAAAUAUCAGAGGAAUUAAGAAGAAUAGAAGAAGCGAAAAGAGCAGAGGAACUAAAGAGAAUUGAAGAAGCGGAAAGAGCAGAGGAACUGAAGAGAUUACAGGAAGCGAAAAGAUCAGAGGAAUUAAAGAGAAUAGAGGAAGCGAAAAGAGCAGAGGAACUAAAGAGAAUAGAAGAAGCGGAAAGUGCAGAGAAAUUACAGAGAAUAGAGGAUAGGAAGAGAGCAAAGAAAGAGGAAGUGAGGAGUAAAGAAGAAGCCAAAAGAUCAAAGGAAAUAUCAAAUAUCAUCAUAGAGGAAGCGAAAAGAGCAGAGGAAUUAAAGAGAAUAGAGGAAGCGGAAAUAGGUGAAGAACUACAGAGAAUAGAGGAAAGGAAGAUAGCAACGAAAGAGGAAGUGAGGAGUAAAGAAGAAGCCAAAAUAACAAAGGAAUUGAGAAAAAUGGAAGAAACGAACAGAGGCACUGCAUUGUCAAAUGGAAACAAUCAAUUAAACUUAUUUGGUGAGCAACAAACUGAUUUCAGAAGUAUACUUUUGAAUACUAUUCUACCAUAUGGUGACAAAAUACUACAUGUCCUUAGAAAAGACAACGAUUUGCAAGAACUUACUGAUAAAAUAACAGAAUUGGGCAAUUCCAAAAAAGAAGCAGAUAAAAAAACUGCUGCUAACACAACCUCAGUAAGUCAUCAAAUAUUAUCUGUUGUUGAUGCUGCAGUUAAUGAGAGUAACCAAAAUACCGAAAGUGCAAAUAAUGUACAAAAUAGUUUGGAAAAGCAGACAAAAUGCGAGCUUUAUUCUAAGUACACACAAAAGAGCAAUAAGCGUCGGCGAAAAGAAAAAGAGAAUAAAGCAAAAACUGCUUUCAAAAGAAUACGUAGUAUUUCCUCUUCUUCGUCAACAACAUCGGAAUGGGAAUCGUCGUCCAUAGCAUCGACGAUAACAACACAGCCUUCAACCAGCUCUACAACAGCUGCUAAUAGUAAGAGAGCAAGAGAGAAUCAACCAUUGGUUUAUGAGCCAAUUAUAAAGUUAAGAAGACUUUCAGCGGAAACUAUUUCAAAAUACACGAAAAUGCCGUUAGUAAACGAGUCCAAAACUAUAAACAUACUUUUAGUAGAAGACGUCAAAAGGACGAAGAAAACCGUGCAUCAUUUUGUCAAGGAGAAACCGAUCAAACUAAAUGUUAAAUAUAAAAACAUGGAUCUAAAUAUGACCAAUAAUAACACGAAAUUUUGUGUUUUGUGUAAAUCAAAACCAUCCGAUUUAACGAAUCACUACAAAAGGGUACACAAAACCGAAUCGUAUGUGGCACGUCUCAGCAGAUCCGCCUUACAAUAUUUGGAAAACAACAUUUCAUUUGCACAAAAAUUAGCAAAAACUACAUCACAGAAUGUUAUAAAGUAUAAAGUUAAAUGUGCUUUUUGUGAGGAUGAAAUCGAAGAUAAGUUUAUAAGUUUUUACAAGCAUUUCUCUAUACAUACCGGGGAAUAUGCUUUUAAAUGUGAUAUUUGCAAGUUGGAAAAACCCUAUGAAUUUGACAUACAAUCGCACAAAUGUCAUUCGAAGUCCUGUCGCAAUGCCGCCAUACGAACACUCUACCAAUAUCCACCAAACGUGCUCGUCAUAUAUUUAUAUUGUUGUAAAAUAUGCAAUUUCGUGCAAUUAAAUGAAGCCAAUACAUUUAAACAUUUGCGUGAUCACCAUGACAAACGGCAAGAUGAUUCGAGUUGCAUAAAAAAAUAUAUACUCACAGCUAUAAAUGAUGAGGAGACUUGCGAGAAAUCCGCUGAAUUAGAUACAAACUAUGAAUUACUAAUGAAGGAUGAUGAUGUUGAAGAUAUACCGGUGAAAAAUGAGGCCAUACCAGAAGAUAUAACCGAUUUCCAAAAAGCGGAAAAAGAGCAGUUAGAGUCAAAUGAAUUGCCUGGUAGGCAGCAAGACUUCAAAGCCUCGAUUAGCAACGGCUUAGCAAUGGUAGAACUUCCGAGUACCAAAUACUACAAAUACUCCUCUGUACUAAAUAAAAAUCCAACAAUGGUGCAACAGAAUGAUGAAGGACCUAUAGUUAUGUCAUCAGUGGAAAAUUUUGUGAAUUCAAGUGCUGUGCCGUGUUUGGAGUACAUAAAAACGGAAUGCUCGGACCUAUUACCGAUACAAAAAGAAAAUUAUAGUUGUAAGAAACUAACGCAAAAUUCCAGUAACAUUUUGUAUCGCCAAUAUCCUAAUGAAGUUUCUUAUUUCGGCUUAUACAAAUGCAUGGCAACGGAUUGUCUAUUCUCAACGGAUGCUAAAGAGGAAAUAUUACAGCACCUGCAGGAACAUUUGAGCAGCGAAUGCCCACCCGAAGACUGUCUACUAUGCGCUUACUGUCAAUUAGAUGCAGAGAAUUGCUCUACACCUGAAGAGUUGAUUGCACAUAUACAACAAAAUCAUCAGCAUUCGCAGUUUCAAUGUUCACUUUGCUGCUAUCGCGGUAUCUCACCAAGUCAUGUUUCAGAGCACUUUAAGCAUGCGCACUCAGAACAAGAGUUGCAAUUUGUGUUUAAAUGUGCGUUGGAUAUCAAUUUAGACACUAGUGUACCAACAAAUAUCGCUGAAUUGCUGGAAGAAAAUGUGGAACCGCUCGUUUGUCCGCUUAACGAUUGUGUGCAGAGUUUCCAGAGCGUGAUUUGGAUGAAAAAUCAUCUCAUGCAUACGCACUCUUUGCCGAUCAAAAGUGAAUUUAUUACAGGGCUGGAAAAAUAUGCAUGUAUAUAUUGUACAAUGAAUUUUUAUAAUUUGGAGAAGGUCAAUAAUCAUUUGGCUACGAACCAUCCCGACCGGCAGCCUUACGUUUGCGAGAGAAUUUUGCUUCCAGAAAAAGAGGAGGAUUUAUUGCAAAAUUUAACGAUAACAUUUGUGUCACUACCAACAAUACCAGCUGAAAAUAUCAGACAUGUAAAGGUUAAACCAGAAUUCGGUUUUAACUCUACGAAUGACAGGUCUUUGUUAACGAGAACAGUUACUGCAGAAAAUCAUGGUGCGUUUGACACCAAGCCAAAUUUAGAGCAAUUAGUGCGAACAGCUGAAGAGAGCGUCAAACUGAGUUUGCUCAAAUUGAUCGAAAAUACGGGCAUUUCACCCAAUUUACUCUAUCAUUGCCCACAAUCUACAUGCGGUGGAUUUUUCUCAUCCUACGACUUGUGGUAUAGGCACAUGAGCCUACGGCAUUGUUGUAUUUUAAGCAUUUGUCCACAUUGUACCAAUGAUAAGAAGACCGAGUUGCCAUUGGUCGAUUUCAAAGAGCACUUCCAACAACACUGUUGUCAUCUAUAUGGCUGUUUCCAUUGCGGUGAAACAUUCUCUAAUGAGCAGGCAACAAGAGAUCACAUAUCAGUUGCUCACAAAGAUAUAAAUACAGACGCUGCGACGAUACAAACAGCAAAGGUGGCACUUUAUUUCAAUCAAUCAUUUAAUAUAUUGCUGAAAUCGGGACAAGAAAAGGAGAGAUACAGCCUUUUGUUGGAGCUGCAAGAAGUGGUACAAAAUCGUUGUAAAUAUAUAGAAAAGUUGUACUAUGAAUCUUUAAAAACACAGUGGAUUGUGCCGGUGACCGCAACGUGGUUGGAGAACUUUCCCAGUUUCAAAACUAAUGAACGGAUCAAACGGAAGUGCUUUUGUCAACAUUGUCCCUUCCAAGCGUAUGAUAAUGAAUUGUUUUAUGAGCAUUUAAGAAAAAGUCAUCAGGUUAAUAAUAGUAAAUUUGUGUGUGCCAAAUGUGAUUUUCAUGUAGCGUGCAACAACUGGGACCCCAUUAUAGAUCACAUAAAAAUGCAUGUGCUAAACAUACACAUAUGCUCGGUAUGCUCAUAUUAUCAUCAUGAUCGACAAGCAAUACGUGCACAUUUAUCGCAAGAGCAUCGCUUUAGAGAUGUACCGAUUGUGACGCUAAUACGUUCGUCGUUGAAUACUCAAAUUUCGUUAGCCAUUGUAUUUGCACAGCAAAGAAAAACAUUUUCUACCAUAAACACUUGCUUUUGUUGUGAUAAAAACAGUAAUGCAUGGCAUGCAUUAGCCAUACAUUUGAAGAAGGCUCACCAUUUGACAUUGCAAUAUUUUUGUGAAAUAUGCGACGAGUCACUUAAACUCACAGAAUGUGAUGUGCAUUUUACCAACUGUCAUCCAACAGCAGCGUUAAGAAUACGCUGUCAAAUUGCUACUAACACUCAAAUAAUUAUAGACAGCGUGAUGCCAUUCAAGCUCAUAAUGAAAUCAAAUGUUAAUGAUGCACUCGGCGUAGUAAAAGUAAUUAAGCAAGAACCCUGUGAUAUUGAUACGGAUAGUGAUAUUGAAAUAAUUAAUGACGAUGAUAUUGUCAUCGCUAAUGAUGUGAAUAUGUGCGAAACACAGAAAAAUCCUAAAGCCAUUAGAUGUGUGACUGUGGCAAACCUACAAAGGCAGCACACAAAUAACGCUAGUUUUGAAAAGCUUGCAUCGCAACAGCCACCACUGCCAGUUACAGAUUCUCCAGCAAUUAGAUGUGUGAAUGUUGCGAACCUACAAAGUCAGCACAAAAAUAACGUUAGUUUUGAAAGGCUUACAUUGCCAGAACCACCACUGCCAGUUGCUGUAUCAAUAUCACAGACACAGCCACAGCAACAACUGCAACUACAGUCACAAUUCAUUCCACAGUUCAUGGCUCAAGCGAGACACCUCUACCCGACGGGCGUAACAAAUACAAACACGCCUUUAUUUACACCGCGGUUAGCAAUGCAUAGCCAAAAUCCAAAUUUCACCGGUGACUGCAAUUACAGGCCUAUUGAAAUUUUUAUAAAUGCCACGGACAAUUCUCCGAACAACAAUUACUCUCUCCAAAAUUUUCACCCAUGAAAGAGAUAAGGCUUUACGUCCAUGGCAUAAUUGUGAUAAA
Molecule: messenger RNA, 6373 nt
Organism: Bactrocera oleae (olive fruit fly)
Lineage: Eukaryota; Metazoa; Arthropoda; Insecta; Diptera; Tephritidae
Biological process (GO): positive regulation of transcription by RNA polymerase II
Cellular component (GO): nucleus
Source: RefSeq, a predicted model, not a curated record